Hibiscus syriacus is the source of this 837-nucleotide messenger RNA. Its product is annotated as probable CCR4-associated factor 1 homolog 11. Gene Ontology annotation, cellular component: CCR4-NOT complex; CCR4-NOT core complex; P-body. Gene Ontology annotation, molecular function: nucleic acid binding; poly(A)-specific ribonuclease activity. The coding region runs from base 1 to 837 and encodes 278 amino acids. The transcript has a single exon. Lineage: Eukaryota; Viridiplantae; Streptophyta; Magnoliopsida; Malvales; Malvaceae. The record is from RefSeq and is a predicted model, not a curated record.
AUGGAGAUGCUUCGCAAGAAACCAGUUAUUGUGAGACGAGUCUUCGCGGAUGGGUUAGAGUACGAGUUCAAGUUGAUUAGGAGUGCUAUUCCUAUGUAUCGUUUUGUCUCGAUGGAUACUGAAUUCCCUGGUACUAUCUUUAAACCCAGUAAGCAAAUCAUCCAAGAAGGUGACCCUGCUAUCAACUACGAGUAUUUGAGAUCCAAUGUCGAUGCGCUACAAGUAAUCCAACUCGGGUUGACCCUUUCAGACUCAGAGGGUAACUUACCGGAUUUCGGUACUGCAUUAUGUUAUGUUUGGGAGUUUAAUUUCUCAGACUUUGAUGUUGAUAAGGAUGACUGUGAUUUGGAGUCCAUCGAAUUAUUGAAGCGGCAAGGUAUCGACUUUGUGAAGAACAGAGAGAAGGGUAUCGCUUCUAGUGAUUUUGCGAUGUUGAUGUGGAAUUCGGGAUUGUUGAACAAUUGUUUCGGAGGCUUAACAUGGCUUACCUUCCAUGGCGCUUACGAUUUCGGAUUCUUGAUGAAGAUCCUAACUCAACAUCCACUGCCAGUUCAUAUCCAAGGUUUUAUGAGAGAAUUGGUUCAUAUUUUUGGUCGGAAGAUAUUUGACAUCAAGCAUACUUUCAAGUUUUUUGGCUUGUUUGGUGGUUUGGAGAAGGUGGCGCAGAUGUUGAACGUUGCUCGUCUAGCUGGGUCGAGCCAUCAGGCUGGAUCCGACAGUCUGCUGACGCUUCACUGCUUCAUGGAGUUGAAGAGAUACGGAGUAUUUGAACACAACCAGAGUCCUCAUAUGCUGCCUGCACUUGCACUAUAUGGCCUGAUUUCAGUUCUAGGAUGA